CAUCAGCGAUACCUUGAAGCCGCACGAUUCAACUGCUGUAUCCUUUACGAACUCCAACCUGAGCAAGCAUUAGAAAAUGGCUGGAAUCCUGCAGAAGGUGAAAAAGAGUCCUCAGACAAAGUCAAUUCUCAUUACCUUGAUUUUGAUGAGUGUGACCAAGGUUGUAGAUCUCAAGCAACCGGUUAUUUUGACAGUUCUGAGAAUUGCUUAUUUCUCUUGCCUUGCAACUCAAUUGGGUUUGUUCUGGUACACCAAGAAAUUAAUUGAAAAGGAGAAUGACCUUACAAUGAUGAAGUUCGUGGAACCUGCUUCUCCAAUGUCUGGCCGUGAAUAUGCUACCUUUGUCGCUACGACUGUUUGCGAAUACGACAGUCGUGAGUUGCUUAAAGGCUUUAAGCAGUACAUGAUUGGUGUCAGUACCACACUCUUCAUGCAUCUUUACAUGGGUUUUGCUCCUCCCCUGCUUUUCCAAACAGUUUCGGGUUUCCGUGGACUUUACGACAACAAGGAAGUCCAACUCUACGUUCAAAAGAAGCCUGCUCGUGACGACCUGAAGCGCCCCUUCAAGAGCACCAGUAUGUUCGGUUCCUUCGGCGGUAUGGGUCAAAUCCUCACGGACAAGAGAAGCAUCGAGGAAGCCGAAUUGACUAAGAUCAAGCCCUUGUAAAGAAGGCAAAUCUAUUUGUAGUUGCUUUUUCUUCCUGUGGUAACCUUCGUUCCUUUGUACCAGCAAAAAUUUAUACCUUCACGACCUUCCUGCCUGUCCAUACAAACUUCCGUAGUCCGUAGUGUCAUUGCUUGAGACCGUUUACUGACUCCUUUUGUCGGAAACAAGACGAUGCGCAAACCAAUGGGCAUCCUCUUUAUCGUUUUCAUUCGUUUCGCCAAGUCGGUCAUAACAAGAAUAACACGCAGGAAUAUUAUGAAGUGUACACGGCGUUUCGUCAAUUGAAUUUGUUUUUGUAGCUGCGGAAUCGUCAAUAUCGCUAGCAGAUCGGAUUUUUUGUUGGAAUUUUAGGAAGACAUCAAAUGUCGAGUCUUCUUGCUGCUGUCGCAGCUUCUUUUUUGCAGGUAGUACUCGUCGCGUAGCCUUAAAUUGCUCUAAUUCCUCUUGUAGUGCGUUGCGUUUUUUGGCCGAUUGCUUCCUCUUGGAGGCCGAAGAGUCAACGUCUAGUGGUCGUUUAUCUAAUUGCCGAAGUUCAGCUUUAAGUCGCGCAAUCUCUUGCUUAACGGAUUUCGUUUCUGUGGACACGGGCGUUUGAAGAGAGGAAAGAGAUGCGGAAGAGACUGUCGAGGAGGUGAUAGGCACCUUUUUUGCAACAGGAGUUUCCUUGGUAGCCACCGACGGCUGUUGUAUCCGUUCAUCCUUUCCCUCAUCCUUUUCCUCCUUCUUCGUCCGUUCAUUUUGGGGAGGACGAAUCUUCUUUUUUGGCAGUGGAAUUUCAACUUCAUCACCAAAACUGAGAAAAGUUUUAUUUCUUGUUCCUUUUUUGAGUAAAGCUGCUCUUUCCUGUUUUUUUUGACGUUCUCUUUGUUCCUGUAAAACGCGUUGACGUUCGUCACGAUUUGUUCUUGGCUGAAUAUCUGUGAAUGGGUUUUCGAUGACUUGUGUUUCAACAAUUUUUGGAGGAUAAACGGGUCGUUCAGUAGCGUCUAAUUCCAGUUCUGAAAUACGAACAACGUUGUAAAUAGUGUCACCAACGACUCGAGCAAACAAUGUAUGCUUUCCCGCGAGCUCUGGAGUUGCAUUAAGGGUAAUAAAGAACUGUGAACCGUUCCCCUCACCAUCAGCAUUUGCCAUUGCAACAAGUCCACGUCUGGUGAAACGAAGACGAGGAUGUGUUUCUACAGGAAAUGGCUUGUCAUAAAUAGACUCACCACCUUGACCAGUUCCGGUGGGAUCGCCUCCCUGAAUGAUAUAAUUCGGAACGAUUCGAUGAAUUAUUGUUCCAUCAUAAUAACUGAGUUUGUUAAUAAGAAAAUGCAUAUGAAUAAGUGUACCGCGACAUGAUUGAGACUGACGUACACCUGCAUACGUACCCUUCCAUACACAAUUGAAUAAAGUUUCGACAGGCUUUUGGAGUUUCUGUACACCAGAGCUCCAGCUGGAUGUCACCUCGUGUCGUUUUGAGAACAACACGACCGCUAUUUUGUUAGCGAAAAAUGAGAGUAAAAUAAUUGAUACUUACGUAGCAAAUGGUUCAAUAUUCGUCACGG
Molecule: messenger RNA, 2217 nt
Organism: Schizosaccharomyces japonicus yFS275
Lineage: Eukaryota; Fungi; Ascomycota; Schizosaccharomycetes; Schizosaccharomycetales; Schizosaccharomycetaceae
Product: pho88 family protein
Exons: 3
Coding region: 77-667 (196 amino acids)
Biological process (GO): protein targeting to ER
Cellular component (GO): endoplasmic reticulum
Source: RefSeq, a predicted model, not a curated record